UAAUCUAAGUGGUGUGUCAUAUAUAUAAGUAUGCAUCAUAUAUAUACAUUCAACUUCUGUAAAUGAAUAUAUUCACCGAUCAUCUUAAUAAUGGUGGUGAGGAUGCGCCAUCAUGGAGAGAGAUCACACUUUCGAAAACACCGAUCAAAGUCCUCACAUUUUUCUCUGCUUCUGUUUGUCUGUCAGUCAUCCUACGACCUGACAACAACUCCACAGGAUCUUCCUCUCCUCGUACAAAUAUGUCCGGAACCACAACUUUCCUCGGACUAACCGCCUCUUUACACAACGUUCCAUAUAUACUAUUCCCUCUCCCUAUAAGAUCGGAACUUUCUUUCUCCAUAUCUUCUGAACAUUUCUUAUCAGGCGGCGCUGCUGGUUGUUCUUUACAUUCUUCAAUCACGUAUAUUGUCUUCUCUGGAGGGUAUUCCUCCUCUUGAUCUUCCCGCCUGGGAAUGAUGCUGCUGGUUCUGGUUCUUCGGGUCGUUCUUGAUCGAGAAAACAUUGGCUUUGCAUUUGAUAUGCUCAGAUUUUCUGGAGAUCCUAAAACUUGUCUGUUUCUUGUUGCAGAGGACUCUGUUUUUGUCUUAGCGGCUGCAGAUUUCUUGUCCUUGUGUAUAUUAGAUUUUAUAUGACAGGUUUUUGACGAAAAUUGUUUCUUUUUCUCAGGGAUCUUCUUGCAUUUAUCAUGACAGGACGACAAUGGAGGGGAGAGAUAGCGUGGCAAAACCAUCAUCUUGUUGGGUUUAUGAGCGUUUAUUGUGUUUGGUAUUGAAGGAAUGUCAUCCAAGGCUUCUCCUGCCAUUGAUUGGAAUAAUAUAAACAAUAGGAAAAGGUUAAUAUCCGGCCUUAUCAAAUGGACGUACGUUUGUGGGGGUCUCGAUCGGUGUAUCUGUAUCGUGAGGUGAUGCGCGUUUGUAGCAACUGUGAUGCAUAUACACAGUUUUCUUACAGUUCGCCCACCAUGAGUUUUCUUACCGUUCGUAUAUGGUGUACCGGCCCACCCUCAAUGAAAAUUCAACAACAAGUGCACGCAAUACGCGAAAAAGGAAGACUCGUGCUAUACAAGAAAUAGAAGAAGGGUCUGGAAGGGAAAUAAUGGAGAACAUUUCUGCUGCUGCGGGUGCUUCAAUAAAUUUGAGGACUAGAGUUGGACCUGCUCCAUUUGUAAGGCUAAUCAAAGGAUUAAGUGAAAAACAAAAGACAAUUGUUCAGAAAAUAGGAUUUGGGUCUUUGCUACACCUGAGCUUUGAUAAGUUCCAUGGAGACUUUGUUCAAUUUCUACUGGAAAACCUGAGACCAAUAUAUGCACAACUCAAGCUUACAAUUGGAGAGUUCUUAGAUAUUGAAGAAGAUGAUGUUAAAGUUGUGUUUGGCUUGCCCAAAGGAGAGAAAGAUGUUGUCGAAGCAAAUGGAAAGAAUGAAACAGAAGACUACACUGAGCUGCUGAAAGAAUGGAGAGCAGAGUGGGGCAUUGAGAAAGGCAACCCACAAACAACAUCAAUGACAGAAAAAAUCCUUCAGGAUGAUGAUGAUGGAGAUAAGUUCAUCAGGAAUUUUGUUGUCUUCACAGUCUCUUGUUUGAUAAGAGGCAACCAGAGUGUGAAGAGCAACAUCAAGAUCUUGCUUUCUUUAGUAAAUGUUGGUGAAAUCAAAAAUCUGAACUGGUGUAAAUACACAAGACAGUCACUCAUGGAUGCUGGAGAAGAAUGACAGGCCUAUCCAUCAAGAAUGUUUACUGGACCUUUAUUGUUUCUAAUGAUUUGUUACUUUGAUAGGCUGCAAUUCAAAGGACAGGUUUUGGUCAAUGUUUUUCCUGCAAUAAAAUUCUGGAUCAAAGAUAGAAUUGAUAAAAGAGUGAAAGAUGAGAGGAAGCUGGGAUUUGGACUUGGCAAGGUGAAGCCCAGAAUCAUGCCUGUAGAAGAAGAAACUGAACAGAAAGGAGAUGAGCUGUUGACAAAGGAAGAGUGUGAGAAGGAAAUUGUGGCAGUCGCCCAAAAAUUCAGUGAUGCAUUUGUUGAGUUUUCCAAGCUACCGUCAACCAUUUCUAAGAAGUUCCCAAAUUCUGAUAUAUUGAAGAAGAUAUAUUUGACAAUUGCUGAUUACUUUAUUAAUCAAGCAAAUGGAGAUCAGAACAUGGCCCAUAAAGAAAGAUUAUCAGAGAAGUGUGUACUUGAAGAAGAUGAUGAUUUUUUUAAUGAGCCCGGAACUAUGGAAGCGCUUGAGAAACUGGAGAAAGCAGCAUUUCUGAAAUUUGCAAUGCCUUCAUUUGAUUUAGGCAUUGAGUUUAACAUGACUCAGGGUGCAAGCACUUCAAAAGUGGACCAAAAUGCUAUGAUGACUGAAACUGCUGCUGAUGUGGAAGCUGUGAUGACUGAAAAUGUUGCUGAUGUAGAACAUGUGAUGACUGAAACUGCUCCUGAUGUAGAAGAUGUGGUAAUUCAAACUGUUGGUGAUCUAAUAAACCAAAGUGCUGCUACUGGAGAAGAUAAUGAAGAGGUUGGGGUAGCUGGAGAGGACAAAACUGCUGCAGGUGAAGAAUUAAACAAAGAAGUUGAAAAUAAACAAGAGAAUGUUGAGCUAAAGCCAUACACAAGAAAGAGGAAGCUUAAAAAGUUAGGUGAUGUAAGUGUGAAUUACAGAUCACCAUUUCUCAAGAACAACAGAAGACUGUGCAAGGAAAUGAGCAGGGAUGUGAUAACCGCUUUCGCGGCGUUGUAGUAAAACGGAGUCUAACCUUUCGGUUUUUCCCCGAGUAUCGUGUCUCUUGAGCAAUGGCGGAGGAGUUUCUUGAUUUUAAGCCCAGUCACAGAUAAUGUUUCCAAUACACAAAUCUGGGCACUAUUAUAUCUACUGCUUUUACACAAAAACCAACAUUGUUGAUGUGAUUGACAACCGCGUGCUUCCAGACGGGGUGAUCUUUGAGGACAAAUAUGGCGAAACUUUUAAGAAAAUGGGUGAUGGAUUCAAAGUCUUUUGUGAGAAAGUGAAGAUUUCAGAUGGAAAGCCCAGAAAUUGGAUUCCCAGAAUGUUAUUUAUGCCAUGGAGACAUAAUGGCAAUAAUGUUGACUGUGGAAUAUUUGUUUUGCGCCACUUGGAGACAUAUCGUGGCCAAGGACACACA
Molecule: messenger RNA, 3121 nt
Organism: Cuscuta europaea
Lineage: Eukaryota; Viridiplantae; Streptophyta; Magnoliopsida; Solanales; Convolvulaceae
Source: the annotation of a GenBank genome assembly